AUGUUUGAGUAUGAGUAUUACCAAGAGGGGGACGUCAUUGUCGGAGGAUUCAUCUCCGCUCACUCUAGAGCUGAAUUAUAUGAUGAUAGUUCAGUAUCUUAUUUCUGUCAUGACCCUGACAUCGGAGAGUAUAAAAGUAUCCUGGCAAUGAUCUUUGCUGUUGAUGAAAUUAACAAGGACCCCGAUCUUCUACCCAACGUUACUCUGGGUUAUCAUAUAUUUGAUACUUGUGGAUAUCCAGAGAGAACCUUGGGAUCUGUCCUGCAGAUAUUGUCUGGAGAAAAGAUGGAGGCUCCUAAUUAUUCCUGUAGGAGAGACGGGGAAGUGGCCGGAUUUAUUGGUGACUCCGGUUUGCAUACCAGUCAAGCCAUGGCCCAGUUACUUAGUCUGUAUCGGUACACACAGAUUAAUUAUCAAGUCACUGACCCUCUCCUGAGUGACAGAAAAUUGUAUCCAACUUUAUACAGGAUGACAUCAAACAAUCUGGAUUUUUAUGCCGCCAUCAUAAAAAGUUUGCAACAUUUCGGCUGGAACUGGGUUGGGUUGGUGGCACCGGGGGAUGGCAGCGGUGAUAAGGAGAUAGAAGAACUGAGUAAGAUGAUGAGCCGCCAUGGCAUCUGCAUUGAAUAUACGAUCAAAUUCACUGAUUACCAGGGUGGUAGGACAAAGAAAAUGGAAAUGAUUGAGAAAUCAACAGCUAAGCUGCACCACUUUGUGAGAAACAUUCAUUACACCGACCCAACCGGAGAAGAAAUCUUCUUUAACAACGACGGGGAGAUCCAAUCCAGGCUGAUUUUAGCCAACUGGAUCCUUCAUAAAAACGGAGAAGGUUACGAAUCUGCUUUCCAACCGCUGGCCAGCUUUGAUGGCGGUAAAGCCAUAGAUGGAAUAUUCAACAUCAACCCAGAAGACGUGGCCUGGAAGGGAGGCACAAUGCCGAUGUCCCGAUGUAAUGACCGAUGUCCUCCUGGAUACAGAAAAGCUCACAAGGGGAGUGUCCAUGUCUGCUGCUAUGACUGCGUCCCAUGUUCCGAGGGGGCGGUGUCCAAUGUAACAGAUAGUGACGGCUGUUUUCAAUGUCCUGAUGAAGAGUGGCCUGACGACAAAAAAAUUAAAUGUAUUUCCAAAACAUAUGAAUUUCUGUCCUAUGAAAAUGAUGUGAUGGCUCUGAUAUUUUCAUUGAUAUCCUUAACAUUCUCCGCCAUGACAUUAUUUGUAUUUGGAAACUUUAUUUAUCACCGGGACACUCCAGUUGUGAAGGCCAAUAACCGGACGGUGAGCUUCAUCCUCCUGACCGCCAUCUUGCUGAGCUUCCUCUGCGUCUUCUUCUUCCUCGGACGUCCUGUCGAUAUAACCUGCAUGCUGAGACAAGUGUCAUUCGGUAUCGUCUUCUCCAUCGCUGUGUCUUGUGUUCUGGCCAAGACCACCAUUGUCUGCAUUGCCUUCAAAGCCACCAAACCCGGCAGUUCCUGGAAAAAAUGGGUCACAGUCAAAGCAUCAAAUUCGUUGGUCCUGAUCUGUUCUUCUGUCCAAGUUGUGAUCUGUGUUGUUUGGCUGUCAGUGUCUCCUCCCUACCAAGAGUAUGACAUGGACUCCUAUCCUGGGAAGAUCCUCAUUCAGUGUAAUGAAGGGUCAGUUAUCGGCUUCUACUCUAUGUUGGGUUAUAUGGGGUUUCUGGCAGCUGUGAGUUUUCUUCUGGCUUUCAUGGUGAGGACAUUACCGGACAGUUUUAAUGAGGCCAAGUACAUCACCUUCAGCAUGCUGGUGUUCUGCAGUGUCUGGAUUGCCAUGAUCCCGGCCUAUCUGAGCACCAGAGGGAAAUACAUGGUGGCUGUGGAGAUAUUCGCCAUACUGACCUCCAGUGCUGGAAUAUUAGGAUGUAUAUUUUUCCCAAAAUGUUAUAUUAUAAUUUUGAACCCUGGACUGAACAACAGGAGAAAAAACACGCUGCAGAAAAUAAAUCUGAGAACAUAA
Rana temporaria (common frog) is the source of this 1974-nucleotide messenger RNA. Its product is annotated as vomeronasal type-2 receptor 26-like. The coding region runs from base 1 to 1974 and encodes 657 amino acids. The transcript is spliced from 6 exons. The record is from RefSeq and is a predicted model, not a curated record. Gene Ontology annotation, biological process: G protein-coupled receptor signaling pathway. NCBI's taxonomy places the organism in Eukaryota, Metazoa, Chordata, Amphibia, Anura, Ranidae. Gene Ontology annotation, molecular function: G protein-coupled receptor activity. Gene Ontology annotation, cellular component: membrane.